GCAUUACGGCACGAUAAAUUAUUGCCACGCAUGUUUAAGCUCAGACAGAGUUCUUUCAACAGUAAGCGAUUAUGCCGAUAUCUAUUUCAAAAUUUUGGAUGUUCAAAAUAUGGUACAGGAAUUGUAUUUAUGCUGGGAAUGUAUAGCAAUACUAAAGAAAGUCAGGAUGUUAAAAAAAAAAGUGGAAGAGGCGCAGAGGAUUCUUCAAUUUUAUUACACAAACAAACAGGACACCUUUCCUGACGCUCUUUCAAAUCUCACCACUCACACCACUGACCAUCAGAUAUGUUUAACUUACCAAGAAAAAGAAAUAAAACCAGUCAAAGAGGAAAUUGACAUUUACGAUGAAUUUGACCACUUCGACAAUGAGAAUAUCAAAGAUGAACCCGAUAAUGAGACAAAUAUUACAGUAGUAGACAAAGUGCAAACUACUCUGGUAACCACUCCGGUAAUCACUGCGGUAACCACUCUGGUAACCACUCCGGUAAUCACUGCGGUAACUACUCCGGUAACCACUCCGGUAACUCUAGAAACCAAUGAUUGGAUGGAGUUCAAUUUAAAGCGAAUUAAGAACCGGAAAGCAAAAUAUAGAUUUUUGAAUGUUAAACUAAGAAAACAUAGGAAAUUGUUAGUUAGGAAGAUACCGAUAGAGUUUGAUGCUGUUCUGAACGGUUUGGAAGAGGAGAGACGGAGCAAUACAUUUUUAAUAAUGAAGUAUAAGUGUGUUAGUUGUGUCGCUGCGUGGAGUGAUGAAGAGGGGUUGGCGAAACAUUAUAAGAAGUGUCAUGAUGAGUCAAUCGGGCCAUACCAAUGCGGAAUAUGCAAGACUCGCUUGCUGGACAACCUCGGAGCGCACCAGACGAAGCAUUACCAGAGGGAAUGUAAAGUUUGCCGACUGCGGAGCUGCUCACAGUUCGCCAUGGACCGCCAUCUUGAGCAGCACGACCGGAUGGUGCAGUGUUUGGCCUGCGGGCUAUGUUUCAAGGAACGUAAAGUUUGUCGGCUGCAGAGCUGGUCACAGUUCGCCAUGGACCGCCAUCUUGAGCAGCACGACCGGAUGGUGCAGUGUUUGGCCUGCGGGCUGUGUUUCAAGAAUGUAAGGUUAUUUUACAACCACUACAAGGAGUUGCACGCGAGCUUCGUCUGCGAUGUCUGCGGGAAGCGUUGUAAAUCGCGCGCCAUCAUCGAGAAACAUCUUAGGUACCACUUCGGUUACGAAUGCCCACACUGUAAGAGAAAGCUAAAAAACUCGACCUCAUACAAGAACCACCUGGAAACCCACACAUCUUCCGUCUCGGACGGUUCGUACUGCGUACAGUGCGACAGGAGAUUCUCGAGCGACAGGAUGUAUAGGCGGCACCUGCAGAGCAGCGCGGCGCACGCGGCAGAGCGAGACAACACUAGAGUCAAACGAAAGUAUCCGUGUCCCGAGUGUGCGAACGUGUACUCUCGGCGCACGUACAUGAACAACCACUACAGGCAUGUACACGCAAAGCAGAGCCGGUACCACUGUGCAGACUGCGACCGGCAUUUCCUGAACCGCACGCGGUACUUGGACCACCGGCGGUUCCAGCACGAAGGUCUGAAGCGUGACAAGGACAAGCUGUGCAACAUAUGCGGCCGAGGUUUCGCGGCGAACAGAACGCUAGUGAACCACAUCCGGACCCACUCGGGCGAGCGCCCGUUCGCGUGCGAGUUCUGCGGCGCCAAGUUCACGCAGAAACACGCCAUGCUCUCUCACGUCAAGUACAUACAUCUCAAGAGCAAAAGGAAGACUAACUACGAGUAGACGGACUCGUGUACCCGGGUACACGGUUACACGUGUUC
This is a messenger RNA of Leguminivora glycinivorella, 1827 nucleotides long. RefSeq names its product zinc finger protein 33A-like. Lineage: Eukaryota; Metazoa; Arthropoda; Insecta; Lepidoptera; Tortricidae. The transcript has 10 exons. Bases 110 to 1789 code for a protein of 559 amino acids. The record is from RefSeq and is a predicted model, not a curated record.